This is a messenger RNA of Zychaea mexicana, 1017 nucleotides long. RefSeq lists its product as uncharacterized. Lineage: Eukaryota; Fungi; Mucoromycota; Mucoromycetes; Mucorales; Lichtheimiaceae. Gene Ontology annotation, biological process: alcohol metabolic process. The record is from RefSeq and is a predicted model, not a curated record. The transcript has 6 exons. Gene Ontology annotation, molecular function: zinc ion binding; alcohol dehydrogenase (NADP+) activity. The coding region runs from base 1 to 1017 and encodes 338 amino acids.
AUGUCUGGAUACAAAAUCAAAGCCUUUGCUACAACUGAUAAAGCCGGUCAAUUCAAGGAAAUUACCUAUGACGCACCCCCUCUCAAGGAGGACGAGGUGUACAUCAAGUUGUUGGCCUGUGGUCUAUGUCACACAGACGUGUUAUACAUGAGUCAGCCUGGCACGAUCCUUGGCCACGAACCUAUUGGUGAAGUUGUUGAUGUCGGUGCCAAAGUCAAAAAAUACAAAAGGGGUGAUUAUGUCGGUUACUCGUAUCUGAGAGACUGCUGCCUAAACUGUCGUCAAUGUAACUCGGGGCAGGAUAUUAUGUGCCCUAACCGAGUCAUGUUCCCCGAAGGCAACAACAACGCGUACGCUCAUGGUGUAUUUCAACAAAGAUUUGUGUAUGCGAUCCCAAAGAACUUGAAGCCUAGUGAAGCUGCACCAUUGAUGUGUGCUGGGUUGACGGUGUUCAGUGCAUUAAUGCAAGCUAAUUUGUCGCCUACUGCACGUGUGGCCAUUGUCGGUAUUGGAGGAUUGGGCCAUCUAGCGCUACAAUUCGCCCGCGCUUGGGGAUGUCACGUUACUGCUAUCUCUCACACCCCUGGUAAAAAAGAAGAAUGUCUCAAGUUUGGUGCGCAUGACUUUAUGGCAUCCAAAGACUUUACACCUGAAUACAUUGAAAAAGCGCCUAGAUUUGAUCUGAUCCUCGAUACAGUCAGUGUUGACCUUGAGUGGGAUACAUAUCUUGAAUUGUUGGAUCGUAACGGAUCGUUCUUUUUGAUCGGUAUCCCUGAGAACCCUAUCAAGAUUUCAAACAUUUUGGGUUUUUUGCAAUCUCAGCGAGUGUUCAAGGGCGCCAUUUUGGGUGGUCGAUAUAUGGUGGAUCUUAUGCUCGAAUUCGCAUCUCGACAUAACAUUAAGCCUGCUGUUACGGAUUAUCCUAUGACACCUGACGGUAUAAGUCAAGCCAUAAAGGACAGCGAAAGUAACAAGAUUCGUUAUAGAGCAGUGCUAAUCCCUCAGCAUAAUGAAUAA